Molecule: messenger RNA, 1063 nt
Organism: Aethina tumida (small hive beetle)
Lineage: Eukaryota; Metazoa; Arthropoda; Insecta; Coleoptera; Nitidulidae
Exons: 4
Coding region: 300-875 (191 amino acids)
Source: RefSeq, a predicted model, not a curated record
GCUAGGAAACUCUAAUGGGUAAAAUGGUUCAUGAAUUUUUACUGCCAUCUAUCGGGACUGGCCAUUACAAUCAUUUAAAUUUCCACCAAUCAGAAACAGCUCUCCCUUCUCUCGGUCUUCUAUCCAGAAAGAAGCGUUAUUCCCAAGUUGAGUUAGCGUCGGUUUUGAUAAUCUUUGUUUAGCGUUGCUUAUUUCCAUUAGGUGCGCGUUUUUUAAGGAUUUUCCCCUCUCAAUUGUGUUAUUUGUGUUGUUUGUGUUAGCGUCCUUUUUAUUUACCGGUAUAUUUAUAUUUUAUAACUAUGGGUAGAGUAAAACCAUGCUGUGUACCUGGGUGUAACGAUAGAAAGACAAAAAGAUACAGCAUUACUACUAAUAAAAAAACUCGCCCUACUUGGCUUCAAAGAAUUAAUAAUGAGAAACUUUCCCAAUUGGAUGAUAAACAAAUAGGAAAUUACCUUAUUUGUGGUUUACAUUUUGAGGAUAGCUGCAAAGAAGCUAAUGAAAAACUACGAAUUGGUGCCUUACCAUCACUUCAUUUACCUGGAUACGUAAAAACGCAAAAUGAUAAUUUUUUGCCUCCAUCCCCUCCUGAAACCCUUACAUCAACUGCUAAAAAAAUAAAAGAAAAUGUGGGUAGUACUUCUAAUCUAGAAUUUAGUCCUGUAAAAUCAGUACUAAAACCUACAAAAAGUUAUAGCAGAAAACGGGUAUUCAGAGUUAUGGAAACUGAUACAGAGUUAAACGUUAUCCAAGAACCUGAAAAUCCUUCAACUUCAAAUACUUCAAUGGCAUCCUCCAUGCUGAAUUAUGAUACAACAAUGGCAGCAGAAUAUCAGCAAAUUCUUCCCAAAAGAAGUAAGUGUAAAUUAUAUUAAUUUCAGGGGUAGAUUGUUGAUACCAGUGUGUUUUUAUGAUUUGUCUCAUUUUUCAUUUUUUUUUUAUUUUUAUUUUUGCAGCCUUAAACCACAUUGUAUAACAACUUUUCUGUUUACAUUCAUAAAAAUAUUGGUAUGUUAAGAAAAGUUUUUUCAUAAAAAUCAUAUAAAUUAAAUUUAGAGCCAAA